AUGAGAGGAAACCCAUGUCCGAUUUUAAAGGGGGCGAUCCAUCUUAUUGGAUCCUAUCCAAAUUUUUCUUUUGCUAGGCCCGUAGUUAAAAAACCAACUUUCUUACGAUUACGAGGUUCAUUCGAAUAUGAAAUCCAAUCCUGGAAAGACAGUAUCCCACUCUUUUUUGAUACUCAAGGUUUCGAUACAUUUCGAAAUAGAGAAAUUUCUAGUGGAGCGGGUGCUAUACGACAACAAUUAGUUGAUCUGGAUUUAAGAAUUAUUAUGGAUUCUUCGUUGCUAGAAUGGAAAGAAUUAGGAAAAGAGGGGUGCAAUGACAAAUGGAAAAAUCAAAAAGUUCGAAGAAGAAAGAAUUUUUUGGUUCGACGCAUGGGAUUAGCUAAGCAUUUUCUCCUAACAAAUAUAGAACCAGAAUGGAUGGUUUUAUGUCUCUUACCAGUUCUUCCUCCCGAAUUGAGACCAAUUAUUCAAAUAGAUGGCGGUAAACUAAUGAGUUCGGAUAUUAAUAAACUCUAUAAAAUAGUUAUCUUUCGGAAUAAUACUCUUAUUGAGCUAUUAAGAACAAGUGGAUUUACACCAGCGGAAUUAGUAAUGUCUCAAGAAAAAUUGGUACAAGAAGCCGUGGAUGCACUUCUUGAUAAUGGAAUCCGCGGACAACCGAUGAGGGACGGUCAUAAGAAAGUUUACAAAUCGUUUUCCGAUAUAAUUUCGGGCAAAGAGGGAAGAUUUCGAGAGACUCUUCUUGGAAAACGAGUUGAUUAUUCGGGGCGUUCUGUUAUUGUCGUAGGUCCAUUACUUUCAUUACAUCGAUGUGGAUUGCCCCCCGAAAUAGCAAUAGAGCUAUUUCAGACAUUUCUAAUUCGUGGUUUAAUUCGAAACCAUAUUGCUUCGAACAUAGGAGUUGCUAAGAGUCAAAUCCGGGAAAAAGAACCAAUUGUAUGGGAAAUACUUCACGAAGUUAUGCGGGGACAUCCAGUAUUGCUGAAUAGAGCGCCUACUUUGCAUAGAUUGGGCAUACAGGCAUUUCAACCCAUUUUAGUAGAAGGACGUGCUAUUUGUUUACAUCCAUUGGUGUGUAAGGGAUUCAACGCAGACUUUGAUGGGGAUCAAAUGGCUGUUCAUGUGCCUUUAUCUUUGGAGGCUCAAGCAGAAGCUCAUUUACUUAUGUUUUCUACUACGAAUCUCUUGUCUCCGACUAUUGGGGAUUCUAUUUCUGUACCAACUCAAGAUAUGCUUAUUGGACUUUAUGUAUUAACUAGCGGAAAUCGUCGAGGUAUUUGUGCAAACAAGUAUAAUUGGUUUAAUUGCAGAAAUUCUCAAAAUGAAAAAAUGAGCAAUAAUAACUUUAAGAACUUGAAGUAUAUGAAAAAAAAAGAACCCUGUUUUUGCAAUUCCUAUGAUGCAAUUGGAGCUUAUAGACAGAAAAGAAUAAAUUUGGAUAGUCCUUUUUGGCUCCGGUGGCAAAUACAUCAAUGCAUUAUGUCUUCAAGAGAAGUUCCUAUCGAAGUUCACUAUGAAUCUUUUGGUACCUAUUAUGAGAUUUAUGAGGAUUAUUUAGUAAUAAGAAGUAUAAAAAAAGAAAUUCGUUGUAUAUACAUUCGAACCACUAUUGGUCAUAUUUCUUUUUAUCGAGAAAUCGAAGAAGCUAUACAAGGUUUUUCUCGAGCCGAUUCAUCAUAUAGUAUCUAA
This is a messenger RNA of Lathyrus sativus (Indian pea), 1689 nucleotides long. The record is from the annotation of a GenBank genome assembly. NCBI's taxonomy places the organism in Eukaryota, Viridiplantae, Streptophyta, Magnoliopsida, Fabales, Fabaceae.